AUGAGAAUGCCACCUACCAUCAAGACCGAGGCCGUCACACCGCCGAUGGCCGGCCGGGACGAGACUGAUGGAUUGACGAGCCGAAUGUCGGGGCUGGAUCUCGACGCCUUCCCCACGCCGCCGACGAUUGGCAAACGGCAGUCGAUGGGAUCGCCAACGAAGGUCAAGUUUGAGAAGAGUUUUGACUGGAAGAGUGUGUUCAACGGCAAGAAGGAGGUGAAGCAUGAGAUCGACGAGCCCCAGUCUCAUGCUUCUUGGCCUGCGCCAGUGCAGUAUCCCCAACAGACAGCGCCAUUCCCGGCACCGGUGGCGAAGAGCUUUGAUUUUUCAAAUUUUGGAAGAGACCAGAGCCCUCAAUUUGAACUUCCUGCCCGUAGUCCUGACCAGCCUCCGUUCCCCAUCCCGCAGCGUUCAACCUCCAAGCACAAUCGCGUCAAGUCUUACUCCGGGGGAACGUUCCAUUUCGAAGAAUGCGGCGAACAGGACAUCACUCCACCUACUGCCGAGCUUGAAGGGCCGGCACUGGCGCCCCCAUUGGCCUGCCCUUAUCUCAAGCACGAUCCCAAGACGUAUGGUCAGAGAAGAGGUUGUAGAGGGGCCUCCUUCACCUCUACACACAGGUUGAAAGAACACUUGCACAGGACGCAUAGGCAAAAGCCGAACUGCCCGCGUUGUCGCAUGACGUUUUCCGCAGAGGCCGACGUGCGUGAGCAUCUCAAGUCGCAAUCCCUUUGUGAGGUUCUUGAAGGGGUGUCUGUUGAGGGCUUCGAUGAGGUUCAAGAGAAGCAGCUGAAAAGCAAGAAGCGCGGAAGGGUUGUCAAGUCCGAGCAGGACAAGUGGAGAGAGAUCUACCGGAUACUCUUCCCAGACAGCACCGAGAUUCCCGAUCCUUUAUACAAUCUCGCUUUUGACGACACAACCCCGACUGGCCCUGCUCAGGCAGACCACCAAGAUGCCGAGGCCAUCUUCAAGCAACCGGUUCCUCGCAAACUCGAGGAAGAAACUUUAUCAUUAAUGGAGGACGCUGUAGGUGGUCAGUUGAACACGAAAAAGAGGAGGAAAAUCAUGGACGUCUGCAAGGAUUUCGCGAUCAAGAUGCUUCGAUCGCCGAGGAAAGGCAAGAGUUCCGCGGCAAGAAGCAAAGAUCUUGCCAGAAAAGCGGCAAUCACACAAAGCCCCGAAACUCCAGGAAGCUUAGAUCGGACACGAGGCUCGCCGGAGUCGAGCCACAGACCACGGACAUCAGACGCCCCUGGACCUAUGAUGAUGCUGUCCUUGGACGGCACAAUGAAGACGGGGUCUAAGGCAGCGCCAGAGACCGGACUCUCGACAAUGGAUACUCAUUGGACUCUUCCGGAACAGGGUGGGUUCGACAUGGGCCAGGAAUUUGAUUUCAGUGACUGGCCUCUGUGGAAUCAAGCGCUUGCGGAGGGAUCAAGCUAUGGCUGGUCCAAUAGUGGCAUGGGAUCUCCGUACAAGAUGACUUUCGAGGAGGCGCAAGUGCAUUCGGAUAACCAAGGAUAUGAGGGUGUGCCCUUGAUGAGUCACGACACAAAUACCCAGGGUUCAAGUGGAGUUGUUGGAGUGAACAGUUACUGA
This is a messenger RNA of Colletotrichum aenigma, 1599 nucleotides long. RefSeq lists its product as uncharacterized. Bases 1 to 1599 code for a protein of 532 amino acids. The record is from RefSeq and is a predicted model, not a curated record. The transcript has 4 exons. Lineage: Eukaryota; Fungi; Ascomycota; Sordariomycetes; Glomerellales; Glomerellaceae.